Messenger RNA from Capsella rubella, 699 nucleotides. Its product is annotated as transcription factor HEC2. The transcript has a single exon. Bases 1 to 699 code for a protein of 232 amino acids. The record is from RefSeq and is a predicted model, not a curated record. NCBI's taxonomy places the organism in Eukaryota, Viridiplantae, Streptophyta, Magnoliopsida, Brassicales, Brassicaceae. Gene Ontology annotation, biological process: regulation of DNA-templated transcription. Gene Ontology annotation, molecular function: protein dimerization activity; DNA-binding transcription factor activity.
AUGGAUAACUCCGACAUACUGAUGAACUUGAUGAUGCAGCAGAUGGAGAAGCUUCCUGAACAGUUCUCUAACUCAAACCCUAACCCUAAUCCCCAUAACUUUAUGAUGCUCUCCGAAUCCAACACUCAUCCAUUCUUCUUCAACCCCAACCAUACUCAUAUCCCACUUGACCCAACCAUCUCUCAUCACCACCAACCCGGUUUAAAUUUCCGGUUCGCCCCUUCCACGUCAUCAUCUCUCCAGGAGAAAAGAGGAGGAUGCAGCGACAACGCCAACAUGGCCGCCAUGAGAGAGAUGAUCUUUCGUAUAGCCGUGAUGCAGCCUAUACAUAUUGAUCCGGAAUCCGUGAAGCCACCGAAGAGAAGGAACGUGAGGAUCUCCAAGGAUCCACAGAGCGUGGCGGCUCGACAUCGAAGGGAGAGGAUAAGCGAGCGGAUUAGGAUUCUUCAACGGCUUGUCCCCGGUGGAACCAAGAUGGAUACGGCGUCGAUGCUCGAUGAGGCUAUCCAUUACGUCAAGUUUCUCAAGAAGCAAGUGCAGUCGCUGGAGGAGCAUGCGGUGGUUAACGGGGGAGGAAUGACGGCAGUGGCCGGAGGAGCAGUGGCGGCUACUGUUGGUGGAGGAUAUGGAGGAAAAGGGUGUGGGACUAUGCGGUCUGAUCAUCACCAGAUGCAUGGAAAUGCACAGAUUCUUAGAUGA